Staurois parvus is the source of this 266-nucleotide messenger RNA. The record is from the annotation of a GenBank genome assembly. NCBI's taxonomy places the organism in Eukaryota, Metazoa, Chordata, Amphibia, Anura, Ranidae.
AUAGUUCUAUGCAGGGGCGGACUGACCAUUCAAGCACUGCCCAAGGGCCCAGGGUCAGUAGGGGGCCCACAUGAAAUGUCCCUGGUACCUUUUAUAGGCUUUUUUUUAGUGUGGGCAAGGACAUAGGGGCCCCAUGAUCCCCUAUUGCCUGGGGGCCCCAUGAGUUGUCAGUCUGCCCCUGGUUCUAUAGUCACAUGUAUUGAUGUAUAUUGUAUUGCUUUGUUAUUUUAACAGAUGCAAGGCAGCAAAUAAAAAAUAGAGAGAGA